Molecule: messenger RNA, 1959 nt
Organism: Nerophis lumbriciformis (worm pipefish)
Lineage: Eukaryota; Metazoa; Chordata; Actinopteri; Syngnathiformes; Syngnathidae
Source: RefSeq, a predicted model, not a curated record
AUGUGGAGGUACACGAAUUUGUUCGCAUGUCUGCUGGUCCUGUGUAAGGAUGCGACCUCACAGAGCAAGAUAUUUGGAGAGACAGAGCCAGUCCGUAUGGUGUCUGAGGGCUCCGACUGCCGCUGUAAAUGCAUCAUGCGACCUCUGAGCAGGGAUGCCUGCAUGCGGCUGCGGACCGGCAGUGUGCGCGUGGAGGAUUUUUAUACAGUGGAAACAGUCAGCUCGGGAUCCGACUGCAAGUGUUCCUGCACUGCGCCGCCGUCCUCUCUGAACCCUUGUGAGAAUGAGUGGAAGAUGGAGAAGUUAAAGAAACAGGCCCCUGAGUUAUUAAAACUCCAAUCGAUGGUGGACCUCCUGGAGGGAACCCUUUACAGCAUGGAUCUACUGAAAGUCCACUCAUACAUCAACAAGGUGGUGUCGCAGAUGAACACACUGGAAGAGACAAUCAAGACAAACCUAACACGAGAGAAUGAAUUUGUCCGUGACAGCAUGACGAGUCUUACCAACCAGUUUAAAAGAUAUGAAAAUUACUCCAACAUUAUGAUGAGCAUCAAGAAAGAAAUCUCCGGUCUCAGUCUACAGCUGCUUCAGAAAGACUCUUCUGACACCAAAGUUCAGCAUAAUAAUGAUGAAAAAACCAAGAGCGUAGUAAAGCCGCCCAACAAAAAGCCGCCAGUACCCAAGCCGCCUCCUAAACCUAAAGAAAAAGUCAUCAAGCCCAAGAAGGAGGUCACUAAACCUGUGAAAGCACUCAAGCCUGACCCUACGGCCAAAACUAAGGUGGUUGGCCACCAGCCAGGUGUGAUCCGAGGCAUUACUUAUUACAAGGCUGCCAAGUCUGAUGAGGAUGAGGUCAGAGGAGACAACCUAGCCAAAACAUACACACGGCAUCAUGUCACCGAAACCCAGUCUGAGGACGGCGGAGCUGAAAUGGUUCUCGAAACCAUGGAGGCGACACUUGCACAGGCUACUGCACCCAAUGCAUUUCCCACCAACAUAACUCCUGCCACCACUAGGACUGUUGACAUUAAUCCAACCACUACCAUUGCACCAACCGCUACAAUCAUCUCAGGCCAAAGCAUAGCAGCUACAGAAAGGCCUGCUCCCACUAUUGUGCUACUGCUGGACAACAGCAACAACAACAGUCGACCCACUCUCCACAGAGCAGGGAAAAUCCUUCACUGUGAAGGCACUCUAGCGUCAAUCGAUCAGCCAGAGAAGCAACACAGUUAUGGCCGCAAUGAAGGAGCCUGGAUGAAGGACCCGUUGGCCAAAGACUCUAAGAUUUACGUCACAAACUAUUAUUACGGCAACAAUCUGGUGGAGUUUCGCAACCUGGAGAACUUCAGGCAAGGUCGAUGGAGCAAUCUUUUCAAGCUUCCUUACAACUGGAUCGGCACAGGUCACGUGGUUUACAAUGGCGCCUUCUACUACAAUAGAGCCUUCACAAAGAACAUUAUCAAAUAUGACCUGAAGAUGCGAUAUGUGGCUGCCUGGACGCUCUUGCAUGAUGUGGUUUACGAGGACACCACACCGUGGAAAUGGAGAGGUCAUUCUGAUAUUGACUUUGCGGUGGAUGAAAGUGGACUGUGGGUGAUCUAUCCCGCCAUGGACUAUGACUACAACCAACAGGAAGUCAUCGUCAUCAGUAAACUUGAUCCGGGAGACCUGUCCUUGAAAAAGGAAACAACCUGGAGGACAGGUCUCAAGAGGAACUCUUACGGCAAUUGUUUCAUUAUCUGCGGUGUCUUGUAUGCUGUCAAUGUAUACAACCAGAAGGAAGGGGAAGUGCGUUAUGCUUAUGACACCCAUACCAACACAGAGGCCACACCACGUCUGGUCUUUACCAAUGAGUACUCGUUCACUACGCAAAUUGAUUAUAACCCCAAGGAGAAGGUUUUGUAUGCCUGGGACAAUGGCCAUCAAGUCACAUAUCGGCUCCACUUUGUCGACCAGUGA